UCACUCCUGUUGGAGAAUGGGAACAUACCUUUCUGCGCGGAGCACCUUUUCUUUUACCAGUGUCCUUGGGAAAAUGAUACCAAUUGUAAACACAACGUGCCUAUUACCAGCCAAAAUAGUUUUGGUACAAGGGGCGAAGUUUAUUUAACUACCCGUCAUCAUCAGAUUGCAAUGAUGACAAGUGAACGGUAUAAGGUGUUUUCGCCGGAAUUAGUCGACAAGCAUCCGCUAACAGGUCCACAUUCCGAGGAUACAGUUCCCAAGGAACUUAUCGCCAUGAUCAAGCCGCUAAGGAGGUACCAAAAGCACUCUGAUUCAAAAGAUUCCGGAAUCUCGUUGGACUUGGACUUCAACAAGAAACUUCACUUCGCUGUGUGGCCUUGCGGCAAGUUUGAAGGUUUCUUGGAAGCGGUCAAUCAAAACCCGGAGGCCAUCCAUUGCAGAUAUGGAUUUAGCAACGAGACCUUGCUUCACAGAGCCUGUCGGUAUGGGAACCAACAGGUCUUCGACUAUCUAUUGGCCAAUGACGCCGUGUUAACAGCCCGAAACAAGGCUGGAGCUACUCCGAUCCAUCUGGCCAGCAAGUUCAAGCGAGUCAAGUUUAUUGAGGACCUUCUGGCAGCUGGCGUUCCUUGGGACGAAUGUGAUGAUCAGGGUGACCAACCCAUACACUAUGCGGCAAUGUCUGGCUGUGUUGAAAGUGUUGGAUUGUUGGUAAAGGCAGGCGCUUAUAAAUGCAGCCCAGGAUUCCGCGGCAAUACCAUCGUCCAUUACGCAGCUCGGGGUGCCAAAUUGGAGCUGAUUGAAGACAUCUUUGCCGGUGGAUGUACUGUGAUCAAUAAGGUGAACGAUCUCACGGAGUCUCCUUUACAUUUGGCGGCCAGUUCGUACACAGCAGAUCCUAAUCAGGGAUUGGCAGUAAUCAAACGAAUUUUACACUACGGAGGUCAACUUAAUGCCCGGACCAUUUGGGGUGAUACGGCCGCUCAUUAUGCGGGUCGAUGGGGGUCGCCCACGGUGCUGUCCUUUCUCUUGUCCGAAGGGAUUGAAGUUGGCAAGGAAGUUGAUACUGGCCAUGAUUCUUUCUUUGAGAAGCUCGAGCUACCAGCCGAAAUGCGAGAGGAUUUUAAGUACACCCUGUUGCAAAAGGUGGCCAAAUCAACUUGCAUGGAAAAAGCGCACAUUGUUCUGAACAAGAUAAUGGACGCCAGGAUCAAGUUGGCUCAGAAUAUGUAUUACAGCAACCGUGGAGUUGAUGAUCAACAAGAGGAGAUGAACAAUCAGGAGAAGGCAUUCCUAUUCAUGAGCUCUGAGUUGCAAGUAAAUGGUGAUCCUGAUGGAGCCAUUCAAAUGUUUCUUAAAUAUUCCCCUGACUCUUUAACGCGUCUUUUCGAUCGUUGUAUUAUCAAACCAUGUCAAGCACAGGUUCAAGGCAGGGUCUACAUAGAUAUGUUUUUAUUCAACAUGUCCAAAGAUAAAUGCGGACGUUCGGACGAGUUGAAUAUCAUUGAAAAUCUGAUUGCCAUGGGCAAGGAAAGAUUUCUGAUUCAUCCACUCUUUGAGCUGUUUCUCAAAAUGAAAUGGUACAAAACGUGGUUUUAUUACUUAGUUUACAUCCUGUUGCACUUGAUCUUCUUGGUGUCUUUGUGUGGGUUCACCCUGGCUCAUUUUGGAAAGCUUGUGGAGGAUAUGGAGAACUACAACUACAGGGAGCGAAAUUUCUGGUGGUACUUUUUGGCUACUUCCCAUGCUUAUAUAGUGAUCGUGGUCAUGUCUAAGAGUCUGCAAAGUGGAGGCAUGAUCAAGAAAACCCAUAAUAGUGGACACAACACAAAGAAAAAAUUUUGGAGCGUGGUGGAACAACAGCUUUAUUCCACCUUCAUCCUCGUAAAAGAGAUCGUCAUGCCUACUUUAGUAGGAGUGGUCUUGUAUGGCAAUCUGUCCGAGAAGCAGAUGCGAUACAUCUUGGCUUGCUCCAUCAUCUUGGCUUGCUACUCGUUCAUGAAGACCAUCAGCCGACUUCCAAGGGUUGGUCUCUAUGUCCACAUGCUAAACAAGGUCAUGGCCACAGUCUUGAACUUCUUCGCCUCUUAUGUGUGGCACUUCUUGGGCUAUGCUAUUGCCUUUCACAUCCUUCUCCCCGGAAGUCGGCCCUUUGGAUUGUUUUCUGACUCUUUUAUCAAGGUUAUGACCAUGCUUAUGGGAGAGUAUGACUACACCUUGUACUUUGUGGCCGAUGAGAACACCUCCUUGAUGGCCAGGGCCAUAUUUGUCGUGUUCCUGGUCGACAUGUCCGUAGUCUUGAUGAAUUUGGUCCUGGGAUUGGCUAUUGCAGACAUUGAAGAACUUCAGCGGAACUCCGCUGUACGACGAAUGAUGCAAGAGACUUGCGCCAUUUUGUUCACGGAGAAUAUGUUUGUCAUCUUUAACAAGAUAUGCCCUUGCACGGACCUUUUUAACACAAGUAUUGUGAAUGAGCGGACAAUGUUGUUUCAAGACGUCAUCUACUUGGAUCUGGUGGACUUGGAUAAAAGUCCUAAUAAUGUCUUGGUUUUGGAGCGUGUCAUGCCGGAGAAGACCAGCUACUAUCAAUGUCCGCAUCACAUUGUGGUCAGUGUUGCCAAUAUUGUGAAGUCGACCCUCAAUCAGAGAUUGAAUCCCGACAAGAAACUGGACGACAGUUUGGAUGAAAUGGACAAAAUUCGGAAAACUCAAGCAAACAUCCUGGAGACCUUGGCAAAUCUUACGAAUCUCAUGGGAGAGCUUAAUCGCCGCAAAUUGGAGACCCCUUGAGCUCUAGGGACAAUUGAUUGUUAUUCUCACUGUGUUCGAUGGCAUUUCUGCGUGUCCAGUGUUCCCCAAAUUUGAAGAUGUAAUUUGCUCUAAAAUAAUGUACUAACAGAGUCUCUAAGUGUUAACAAUCUUGAUGUAUUUCCCUUGCCACACCAAGAAAAAAGUAUUCCCAGCAUUUUAGGGGUACGUUGCGCUGUGUUUUUAGAAAAGAUAUUACUCAUGUGAUGGCAGAAUGUAUUUUUGUCAGUGUCGUUUUAUCCGUAUCAAUCAAAAUUAAAAAUAGAAAUGAAUCAACAACAACACAAGGGUCGAUAACCAAUGGUCCUUUUCAAUCUCCUCUCUCCUCUCGUUGCCGCCAAACACAGAAAGAAAUACAAGAACACACUCGAAGAUGCCUGACUUUCACAGGGUAUUUUUCGCAGAGCAUCUUAUUGCUGGUCUAUUCCAACACGAUAAAUACUCCAACCCUGCUUGGAGUAAUUUCAAAUCUUGCAAAUGUAAAAUUACCCACACUUUUAACAUCCAAAUAAGA
Messenger RNA from Tigriopus californicus, 3325 nucleotides. RefSeq names its product transient receptor potential cation channel subfamily A member 1-like. Lineage: Eukaryota; Metazoa; Arthropoda; Copepoda; Harpacticoida; Harpacticidae. Gene Ontology annotation, biological process: transmembrane transport; monoatomic ion transport. Gene Ontology annotation, cellular component: membrane. The coding region runs from base 172 to 2793 and encodes 873 amino acids. The record is from RefSeq and is a predicted model, not a curated record. Gene Ontology annotation, molecular function: protein binding; monoatomic ion channel activity. The transcript has 13 exons.